CGUAUUUUUACCUUCCCAAAAGAUAUGUACUUGUCCCGAGUCGCUGUCACGACACUCAAAGGGAAGGAAGAUAAUUAUUCCGCACUGUUAUUUAUUUUUGCAAUGAAAAUCCGAUAUGAGUUUCGUUGGUUUCAAUGUCACUGCUGUGUUCAUAAAAAAUUGGGACACUGCGGACGAAAGUGGUCAAUGUAUAGCUGAAAACGAUUACAAAGAUGCUGAAUGGGUUUGUAAAAAAUUGGAUGUUCCACUCAUUCGUGUUGAUUUUGUUAAAGAAUACUGGAACGAUGUAUUUAGUUACCUUCUUGGGAGUUACCAAAACGGACACACGCCGAAUCCUGAUAUAGAAUGUAAUCGAAAAAUAAAAUUCGAUAAAUUUUUUCACUAUGCACGUGAAAAUCUCAAAGCCGACGCAAUUGCCACAGGACAUUAUGCACGAACAUCUUUUGGACCUUAUCUUGAAGCCUACAAACCGGAUAGCAAAGUCAAACUUUUACAAGCCAUAGAUUGCAGCAAAGAUCAAACGUUUUUCAUGUCACAAGUGGCUCAAGAGCCACUUCGGAGAUGCAUGUUUCCUUUAGGUGAAUAUCACAAAGCUGAGGUGAAAAAAAUGGCCGAAGAGGCAGAAUUGGAUGUUGUUGCAAAAAAAAAAGAGAGUAUGGGAAUUUGUUUUAUCGGCUCUCGAUAUUUCAAGGAAUUUAUCGCCGAAUACGUAGAGGACAAACCUGGAAAUUUUAUGGAUUACGACACAGGCUCAAUAAUAGGUAAACACGAAGGCAUUCAUCAAUGGACUUUGGGACAAAGAUGUAGAAUUGGCGGCCAGGAAAAACCUUUUUACGUGUAUCAUAAAGACGUUCAAACGAAUGAUAUAUUAGCGGUAAAAGGAACAGAUCAUCCAGCACUUUUCACACAAUUAAUAAUAGCUGCGAAUCCUCAUUGGAUUAAUGAAGAACCUCAACAAUUGAAAGACAGUAAAGGAAUUUUUCAUUGCGAUUUUCGGUUUCAACAUCAACAUCCUUUGAGUCCUUGCUCAGUUUACAAAAGUCUUAACAAUCGGUUGAUCAUUCGUCUCGAAGUUCCACAGAGAGCAGUUACUUCAGGACAGUUUGCAGUUUUAUACUCUGGUGCGGAAUGUCUCGGCAGUGCUGUGAUCCUGCAUCCCGGUCCUUCGCUUCAUUCACUGGGUCAAAAAGCUCCUGCAUCUGUUGAAAGAAUUGAACCUCGCUUGCAAAGCAUAGGAUGUAGUUGAAUAUUACUUCAUUAAAUUAUAAGAAUAAAAUUCUAUCAAUAAAAAUCUUUCACACAGUC
Venturia canescens is the source of this 1305-nucleotide messenger RNA. RefSeq names its product mitochondrial tRNA-specific 2-thiouridylase 1. Gene Ontology annotation, biological process: tRNA wobble position uridine thiolation. Gene Ontology annotation, cellular component: mitochondrion. The coding region runs from base 116 to 1246 and encodes 376 amino acids. The record is from RefSeq and is a predicted model, not a curated record. Gene Ontology annotation, molecular function: sulfurtransferase activity. The transcript is spliced from 7 exons. Lineage: Eukaryota; Metazoa; Arthropoda; Insecta; Hymenoptera; Ichneumonidae.